AUGCGUGUUUUCGUCACGGGUGCCACGGGUUGGAUCGGCCUUCCUGUUGUCAAAAGGCUUCUCCGUACUGGCCAUCAGGUCUUAGGCCUCGCUCGCUCAGACAAAGGGGCAGAGGCACUGACUGCCCUCGGAGCUGAAGUGCUUCGAGGUUCGCUACAAGACUUGGACAGCCUCAAGAAAGGCGCAUCCGAAUCAGAUGGCGUCAUCCAUCUAGCCUUCAUCCAUGACUUCGCCGACUACCAAGGGAACUGUCGUACGGACAGGCAAGCCAUCGAAACAAUGGGGGCUGUUCUGGCUGGAUCGAACCGGCCUCUGAUCAUCACUUCGGGUACUCUGAUGCUUCCAUUUGGCCGUGUUGCGUCCGAAGAAGACACCCCCGAUCUUUCCACUCCCGGUGGCGCUGCUCGCGGGCCAUCUGAGAAAGUGGCUUUGUCUCUGGUGGAUCAAGGAGUCCGCGCCAUGGUUAUGCGCCUCCCGCCUACGAAUCACGGAGAUGGCGAUCAUGGAUUCAUUGCAAUGCUUGUCGCUAUAGCACGGGAGAAAGGCGUGUCCGCCUAUAUUGGCGAUGGACUCAACCAUUGGCCUGCAGUUCACGUUUUGGACACCGCCCGAGCAUAUCAGUUGGCCUUGGACAAGGGUAUUGCAGGCUCCGUGUAUCAUGCCGUGGCGGAAGAGGGCGUACCGAUCAAAAGCAUCGCAGAGGUUAUCGGCAGGCACCUUGAUGUACCAGUAGUCAGCAAAACGCUAGCAGAAGCCCAGGAACAUUUUGGGUGGUUGGAAUUUGCCCUGACGGCGGACAAUAAAGCUACGAGCGUCAUCACGCAGGAACAGCUAGGGUGGAAUCCUGUUGAGGCUUCUCUUCUUGAUGAUCUCAACAAGGGAACAUAUUUCAAAGCCUAA
This is a messenger RNA of Rhinocladiella mackenziei CBS 650.93, 900 nucleotides long. RefSeq lists its product as uncharacterized. The transcript has a single exon. The record is from RefSeq and is a predicted model, not a curated record. The coding region runs from base 1 to 900 and encodes 299 amino acids. NCBI's taxonomy places the organism in Eukaryota, Fungi, Ascomycota, Eurotiomycetes, Chaetothyriales, Herpotrichiellaceae.